AUGGAGCCAUCUGCUGAGGAAACCAAAAAGAUUUCCCUUCACAAUCUAGUCAUUUCUGAUGAAGAUUCAGAGGAUGAUGGAGCUUGCUCAGAAUCAUCCAAAUCAGUUGCAGCAUCAGAAGAGGAGGAGGAGGAGGAAAAGCAAGAGUCUUUAAUAAUCUUUUCUGGUUCUAACUCAAAAGUAACUGGAAGUAAAACAUGGAAGCCAGCAGCUGAACUUGUUGAGAAAAAGUCUCAAGGGGACAUUUUGGAUACUCUCCAUGAUCAAGACUUUGCCCAUUGGAUACCUUUGGUUCCGGAAACUGAUUUAUUAAGACAAUCCUCUCAGAGAAAUUCUCUCCAGAAAGAAGCUUUACAGUGGAUUGAACAAGAAAUUCUUUCUCAAAUUCUUUCCCAUCAUUCCUGCCAACCCCCAUUACCUUCUUCAGAUUUUGUUUGUGAAGAAAAUGAUGCUCCCCAAAAUAAUACCCCAAAUUUUGAGAAUGAUGCUAUUGUUCCAAGUGGUUUGAAAGCCUCUACCAAUUCUUCCCCUUUUGUUGAUAAGGCUUUGAUUUCACAGCUUGUAGAAGAGCUUCUUGUGGAUAAAGUAAAUGCCAUGAUAAAAGAAGCCUUAGGUGAGAACAUUCAUCAUUCAGUGUUAGCCAAUCCAGUCAGCCCACAAAAUGAAUCGGUAUCAACACCAGAGAAGCUGGUUCCAUCACCCCAAACCCCAGAAUUGACACCCAAUGAGAGUGAAGAUUUAUCAGCUUCACUGGAAUCUGAUGUACCCCUUCCUCAAACUCCAUCUGCAUCUCCUGAGCCAGUGCUGGAAGACAAUUCACCUAUUGUUGAAGCCUCACUUCCAAAUGUUCAGAGAAGUCUGUUGCAUGCUGCCCUUAAGCAAGAAAUAGAUAAACUAAAAGAGGAAGAAAGUUUUAAAGUGACCCACACAGAAGAAGCAGCUGCUAGGCUCGAGACUGUGGUUACCCCACAGCAGACUCCAAGUUUAACACCAGUGCCGGACGGUUCCCCUAUAACACCAGUCAGCUCCCCAGUUUUUCAACCUGAACUCUUAAAUGAAAAUAGUGAACAGCAAUGGCCAGUCAGAACACCAUCUCCUUCAACAUACAGUCGGGACAGUAGUGAAGUAGCUGGAGAUAACAGACAAAAAGAUGAGCUACAAUUAACUGGAAGCCAUGACAUCAUUCCUCCAAUCAAAGAAGCAACUCAAGAUAACACGUCCCUAAAAGAUGUUGAGAUAGCUACAGUUAAAACCAACCACAGUAUGGAAAAUUUAGAAAGUACAUCUGAAGGAAGUAGCAGUGUGCCAACAACAUCAAGUGAAAGCGAGACAAUUUUUGAGAGCCUUUCUGUUGGUCAGUGGCUCCUGAGUAAGAGCGAGGGUCAAGCUGCUGACUUUGGCAUCAGUGAAAAAGCCUAUCAGCAAAUUUUGAAUGAUGCCAGCUCUGCCAGCACUUUAAGAGACACUGAAGAUCUUUUCCAAGAUGAAACCACUGAGAUUACCUACAGUGAGGGGGAAGUUGUGUACAACAGUCGAGUGCCGCCAGAGAAAGAUCCCAUAUUGGAACUUGUAUCUCAGAUUCGGAAUAGAAAUCCUCUUACUCUACCCACUGCUAUUUUAUUGCAGUCAAAUAAUGAUCAAAAUUCUGCCAUUGACAGGAGUUUUGGAGAGUUACCCAUGACAGAAUCAGAACUUGAUCUUGCCAGAAAUCCAUCUAAAGUAUCUACAACUGAUACUUCUUUGAAACCAGAAGGGAAAUCUUUAAAGUCAAAACAAUCAGGACUGGCACAAGUUGUUGCCUCUUAUUCUGACCUAGAAGAAGAGAAUCUUUCAGAAAAGGAUAUUUGCCUUCCUCAAAAAGGCACAAGAAUCAUUGAAGUUGGCAGACGAAUGGCUGAGUCCUCAGCAAUGGAACCUGUAUCUUCCAAAGCUGAUCUGAUCAAGUGGAAAGGCAUUCCAUCUCGGAUAGAAGUGGGUUCCAUUUCUGACAGUGAUCAGAUUAACUUUGUACAAAAGUCUGUCCGCUUUAGUGAAGACAGCCACUUAACAUCUGCAGACGAUGCAGUCUACUUAGAGAGCAGCUCUGAUCUGGAGAAACUUAGUACCCGUUCGUCACAUGAAUCAGUACCAUUUCAUGGAGCCAUUUUCCAAGAGGAACCUGAGCAGCGUCGACAAAUGUCUGUGAUGAUACCACAGCCAGAUAACAUUGUGGAUGAAGAAGAUGUUGAAGAAAUUUCUUUUGGUGAAGAAAAAUGA
Molecule: messenger RNA, 2256 nt
Organism: Acanthosepion pharaonis
Lineage: Eukaryota; Metazoa; Mollusca; Cephalopoda; Sepiida; Sepiidae
Source: the annotation of a GenBank genome assembly